UCGUGUAGGCUCAUGGGUGAUCUGUGUUCGUGUAGUAUUUCUCUUCCGUGCUUUCCUUAACUGCUAGUUCACGCCAUCGCAACCCAACCAAAUCGCUCUUAGAAAAGUGGCAGCCACUACCAUCUGCUACAAAUUCGCAUCGCGACGGCAUGGAUAAUCGGAAGGUUAUCGUCUGCGACAACGGAACUGGGUAUGUGAAAUGUGGAUUCGCCGGGGAGAAUUUUCCCACAUCUGUGUUUCCUUGUGUGGUGGGGAGGCCUCUGCUUCGCUACGAAGAAUCGCUCAUCGAACAGGAGUUGAAGGACAUUGUUGUCGGAGAAAGCUGUGCAGAUUUGCGUCAUCAACUUGAUAUAACCUAUCCAGUUCACAAUGGAGUUGUCCAAAACUGGGAUGAUAUGGGUCAUGUGUGGGACCAUGCCUUUUUCAAUGAACUGAAGAUAGAUCCAAAAGAAUGUAAAAUUUUGCUCACAGACCCACCUCUGAAUCCUUCAAGGAACCGUGAACAAAUGGUUGAGACGAUGUUUGAGAAGUACAACUUUUCUGGGGUCUUCAUUCAAAUCCAAGCAGUUCUAACUUUGUAUGCUCAAGGUUUACUGACCGGGUUAGUCAUCGACUCCGGUGAUGGUGUCACUCAUGUGGUUCCAGUUGUUGAUGGUUACUCAUUUCCUCAUCUUACAAAGAGAAUGAAUAUAGCUGGGCGACACAUUACUUCUUAUCUUGUCGAUUUACUCUCACGGAGAGGGUAUUCGAUGAAUAGGUCUGCUGAUUUCGAGGCUGUUAGGGAAAUUAAGGAGAAGUUAUGCUAUAUAAGUUAUGAUUACAAGAGGGAAUAUCAACUGGGGCUUGAGACCACCAUUCUUGUCAAGAACUACACUCUUCCAGAUGGAAGGGUGAUCAAAGUUGGCACCGAACGUUUUCAAGCUCCCGAGGCGCUUUUUACACCAGAACUGAUAGAUAUUGAAGGGGAUGGCAUAGCAGAUAUGGUUUUUCGUUGCAUUCAAGAAAUGGAUAUUGAUAAUCGGAUGAUGCUUUACCAGCAUAUCGUUUUAAGUGGUGGGAGCACAAUGUAUCCAGGAUUGCCUAGUCGUUUGGAGAAGGAAAUAGUUGAGCGCUAUCUGGAAGUGGUGUUGAAGGGAAACAAAGAUGGUUUAAGGAAACUGAGAUUGCGCAUAGAGGAUCCACCAAGAAGAAAGCACAUGGUGUAUCUGGGAGGUGCAGUCCUAGCAGGAAUAAUGAAGGAUGCACCUGAGUUUUGGAUCAGCAGGGAGGAUUAUCUAGAAGAAGGUGUUGGUUGUCUAACAAAAUGUGGGCAGGCAUGAGUUUUUGGGAAUCAGUUGGUUCUUGUUUCCUCUCCACUUUACCUCCAGUUUCUUUGGUUUCAGAGUUGUAAUGCAAUCACAACCUGUUUUGAACUCAAACAUCGGCGGCUACUAAUUUGUUCUUCAAAGACUCAAUUCAGUGUCAGUUUAUUU
This is a messenger RNA of Cucurbita moschata (crookneck pumpkin), 1472 nucleotides long. RefSeq names its product actin-related protein 2-like. The record is from RefSeq and is a predicted model, not a curated record. The transcript has 15 exons. NCBI's taxonomy places the organism in Eukaryota, Viridiplantae, Streptophyta, Magnoliopsida, Cucurbitales, Cucurbitaceae. Gene Ontology annotation, biological process: Arp2/3 complex-mediated actin nucleation. Bases 150 to 1319 code for a protein of 389 amino acids. Gene Ontology annotation, molecular function: actin filament binding. Gene Ontology annotation, cellular component: Arp2/3 protein complex; actin cortical patch.